Molecule: messenger RNA, 447 nt
Organism: Cladophialophora psammophila CBS 110553
Lineage: Eukaryota; Fungi; Ascomycota; Eurotiomycetes; Chaetothyriales; Herpotrichiellaceae
Product: salicylate hydroxylase
Exons: 1
Coding region: 1-447 (148 amino acids)
Molecular function (GO): monooxygenase activity; FAD binding
Source: RefSeq, a predicted model, not a curated record
AUGGGUCGGACGUGCAUCCUCGGCGAUGCCGCGCAUCCCAUGCUUCCGGACCAAAGCCAAGGGGCAUGUCAAGCGAUCGAGGACGCCGCGGCCUUGGGCCUCAUCUUCGGCCGGGACUAUACCUACACGUCCGAUGUCGCGGCCGGACUGGCGCUGUAUGAGAUGGUCCAGAAACCCAGGGCCACGAAAGUGCAGGCGGCCAGUGCGCGGGCGCGGGAAAACAUCAAUGAGAGGAUCGGCUUUUCGAGCAUGAAGAUAGGGUACAAAGCGGCGGUGGCGAUGGGUAAAUUGACCAUCGACGAGAUGAACCUGUACGACAUGCGAAGAUACGUCGCUGACGAGGCGGCACCGCAGCGCAGGAGCAGGAGCGAUGUGAUUUCCCACAAGGGCGCCUUUGUUCCGCUCAUGUCGGUUUCCAGGAUGCCAGAGCAGUGGGCCAGGAUGUAA